This is a messenger RNA of Anguilla rostrata (American eel), 2753 nucleotides long. RefSeq names its product protein FAM83F-like. Bases 229 to 1821 code for a protein of 530 amino acids. Gene Ontology annotation, biological process: signal transduction. Gene Ontology annotation, molecular function: protein kinase binding. The record is from RefSeq and is a predicted model, not a curated record. The transcript has 5 exons. NCBI's taxonomy places the organism in Eukaryota, Metazoa, Chordata, Actinopteri, Anguilliformes, Anguillidae.
GCGUGCGUGGUAGCAGGUUGGCAUUUUCAGAAUGACAUUUUAAUUUUGACAACAACUAUUUGCAUUCACGGUGCAUUGGCUGGUCCUUGCCUGUCGAAACUAUAGCCACUCCUUGUAAAUGACACGUUAGUUCCGCCCUAUUCGCUGGAAAAGUGCUUAGCUCACCUGUGCACUUCUAUAAACGGUCAGGUAAAGGUAGGAAGAGCACUUCCUGGAACGGUGACAGUUAUGGCCGAAUCCCAGCUUAUGUGCAUGGACGAUGACCACGUCAAUGAAAAAGUACCGGAAUCCAAACCGGAGUUCUACUACAGCGAAGAGCAGCGUGCGGCGAUCGAGCAGCUCUUGAAGAACGGUGACGGCGCUUUCAAGAUGCGGCUGAAAGAGGACAAAGUUAAAGACUUUCUCUCAGCCCGUGAGGUUAAGUGGAUCCGGGAAACGUUCCGUGAAUAUGACACAGAUGGUGCCACAGACAAAGGGCGGGCCGGAACGGCGAAGGGGUCCAAAGCGGCGAAGGAGUCCAAAGCGGCGAAGGAGUCCAAAGCGGACUCCGGUGUUCAUUCCACUUACUGGCCUGAGCUUUCAGAUACGGAGAUUCCACCACUUGACAUCGGCUGGCCGGACGGGGGGUAUUACAAAGGCGUGACGCGAGUGGCAGUGCACACGCACCCACCCAAGCAGAACGGACCCCACAUUAAAGAGGUGGUUCGUAGACUGAUCCAAGAAUCCAAUAAGGUGAUUGCGCUGGUCAUGGACCUCCUCACCGACCUCCAGAUCCUGCAGGACCUGAUGGACGCCGCGGCCAAGCGGAGCGUGGCCGUCUACAUCAUCCUGGACGCCCGGGGCGUCCCCCACUUCCUGGACAUGUGCGGCAGGCUGCAGGUCAGCCCCAUGCACCUCCGGAACAUUCGUGUGCGGACAGUGGAGGGCUCUGGGCUGGGCCUGGCGAAGGGGAAGCUCCCUGGCUCUCUCUGCAGCAAAUAUAUGCUGGUGGACGGAGACAAAGUCAUGUUCGGGUCAUAUAGCUUCACAUGGAGCACCUCCCGCGUGGACAGGAACAUGAUCACCAUCAUGACGGGCCAGGUGGUGGACUUCUACGACAACGACUUCCGGGAAAUGUACGCCAUCUCGGAGAGCGUGGACCUGUACAAGGAGUUCCACAUCACCAGGCCGCCCAAGCCCGUGCCGGGCCGCUCCACGGCCAGCCUCCGGCCCACCUCCAACGUGUGCACCUCCCGCUUCCAGGUCUCCCUGGGCGACUCCCGCCAAGCCAACUUCAAGAUCCCCGCGCACAAGUACCACAACCCCAAAUACUUGCUGGUGGUGGGGAACAGCGCGGCCAUGGGCUCUCUGCAGGACCUGGCCGCCAGGAGGGACUCGCAGGGCGCGGAGAGCGUCUUCAACGUCAUGGAGAGGUUCCUCCAGAGCAGCGCCGGCAGCGAGAAGCCGGACGAGUUCGCCCCGCUGCCCAUGGCCGAGCCCCAUGGGAAAGACUCCAAGAAGCUCAACGGCCCCGGCGGGAAGAAACAGCGCAGCUCCUUCAGGCUCUUCCUGAAUCGCAAGACGGCCACUCCGAGCGUGCCCGAAGAGGGGGAGAGCACGCCCACUACUCCGAACCCCUCCCCCACGCACAAAGCCCUGGGGGCCGUGAGGGGGGGGCUGGUCGAAAGCUGCGAGGCCCUGGCCUCGGAGAAGCCGUCGCCGCCAAAAGGGAAACUCAAGAAGAAACUGAGCCAGAGGAGCAUGUCUCUGCAGGCCGUCAACACUGAAGACGGCUCAAAAGGUCGGAAGCGAAGUCAGAAGAAGACCUGUAUUCAGUCCUGAGUUGGAGGCGGAGAAAAAGAGAAAGAGAGAGAGAGAGAGAGUGUGUGUGUGUGUGUGUGUGUGUGUGUGUGAGAGAGAGAGAGAGAGAGAGAGAGAGAGAGAGAGAGAGAGAGAGAGAGAGUGCAAGCAAGCGAGUGAGCCAGAGAAAGGGGAAGGAGGCACUGAAAAGAUCAGCUUGGGCAGAGUGUAGCAAAGUGUAACAGAGUGUACCUAAGUGGACUCACUUUCUGUCAAAAGCACAAAGUGCGAAACUGUGUAAUAAAGAGACAAUGGAUGUUUAAUCACAACGAAGGGACUUUGUGCAAUACAACGUGCCUUACAGCCACAUUCCUCAUGGACAGCAGCAUCAACCCCCUCCCCCCCCCCCCCAUUCUUUUGGCACAGUGGGCUAAACAGGUCCUCCUCACAUCACAAAGGUCACCAAAAGGUCACCAGAUGGUGUCCUGCGCGGAACAAGUCACGUGCGUGAAGCCAGCGCUAAAGACCAGAGAAGGUCAGCCAGCCGUGUACAAAAGCAACAUAGCGACGCCUCAUUCGAUACACAGAUAGUGUUGCAAAACUGAAAUCUGACAGGUCAAGCUGGGUGACACUACUGGGAAAUAGCCUUGAUUCAGCAGUGUGCGUGUGCGUGCUGUAAAACCGUGUACGAGACGCUCUUCAUCUGUGAUGAUAUGCACACAGCAAUGGUUAGUCCUGACACAGCCACACCAUAAACUGUGCACACGCAAUCUUUUUAUGAGCACUAGGGUGUAUUUCAACAACCUUUAGCACCAUACAUGAGUGUUUGAGCAGCCUAUCUACUGACACCCUUUACCCUAAAAUAUGACUUCUGCUUGACCUCAGUACUAAAGCCAAUGAGACAUAUCAAGCCUCCUGGGAAGUACAGUACUAAAGAAACUUCAUUCUCUUCAUUGUUAAAAAUUACGACAAAA